Molecule: messenger RNA, 3795 nt
Organism: Galendromus occidentalis (western predatory mite)
Lineage: Eukaryota; Metazoa; Arthropoda; Arachnida; Mesostigmata; Phytoseiidae
Exons: 18
Coding region: 1-3795 (1264 amino acids)
Source: RefSeq, a predicted model, not a curated record
AUGCCGUCGUCUCUGAUUUGCGAUACUUUCGUGGAGAACAGCUGGCGUCGAGAUCUGUGCUCGAACUGCUUCCGGUGCGAAGCCGAACAUGAGAUCACAAUGGUGCGGAGCACAAAUCCAAGACUGACCACAUCAUCAGCGAAGAUCGACACGACUGCGCGUGACUUUCGGAGCGAUCUGCAUCUGUCUCUGUUGAACUCCAGCAAAAUAUUCGCAGAUACCAGGUCUUCGAACCAAGUGACAACGAGACCGAACCCUACCGUGAAGAGUAUUCUCAAGGGUGGGCCGCUCCCGAACAAGAAGAAAGGAGUUGCAUUCAAGGACGAGGAACAGGUCAUCGGUUUCGGGGGCUUGGACUGUGUGCCAGAGGACGGAGACGACGUCGAAGACGAUGACUGGGACGUUUCAGAGGAGGACUUCGACGAGGCUCUUCUCGAUUCGCUGGACACCACCGAGCAGGACAAAAUGUUCACCAAGCUCACUAAGAAAAAUACUGAUUUCAACUCGAUCAAUGCCAAUCUCAACAAGGAUACCAAGAACUCACAAAAGGGUGAAACGAAGGUCGAUCACUCGGCAAAGCUGUCGAUGCCGAUGAACACGGAAUUGAUUCGCGACGAUCAUCGGAUCGACUUGGAUCUGACGAGAAGUGUCACCGAGGAGCUCGAUAAACGUCUGCAGCUGAUGCGAAGAAAUAAAAAAGGAGCGAAAGACGACUUCAAUUAUCUCGACGAGUCCUGUAAGGACGUCCUAACCGCGGAAGACCUCAGCCUCACGAGGGACCUGCUCAUCGGGGACGCUAAGGGCGACUCAAUCGACAGCGGGGCUCCCUCAUCCCGUGAGAGUUCGUCUUCUCCCGACAGCUUCUCUCUGAAAGGCUCGGAACGAGGAUCUUCCUCACCCGACUCCACCAGAUCCUCGAAGUCGUCAGCCUACGAAUCCAUAUACGAUACAGUCGAAAAUGCGAAAGCUCAAUCAAAUCACAUUUCCACUGUGAUGGUGAACAACGCCAUGAUAACAAGCAAGAACAACUCCAAUAAUAAGAAGUUGGACCACGAAAACAGCAGGAACGACUUGAAUAGCUCACAGCCAACAGAAGUGACGGCUAUUUCCGUCGGCGACAGAGGUCUGGGUCGACAGCCCGUACGACGAGCUAGUCAUCGCGUGGUGCUGAGAACAGACUCAGAUACUGUGAUUGCAUCAAACAAUGCGACUACAAUCCAAAUCGAAGGGCAGCCUCGAGGAAAUCAGCUCAAAACGAACGCUCAAAAUAAGGUCUCCUCGCAAACGCUGAAGAUCAGUGAGUUCGCCUUGGGCUCCCAAGGACUGCAACCGGCCAGAAGUGAUUCCAAUCUCCUGGAGGCAAAAACCGCACUGAAGACCGCAUCGUCAUCGGUUCCCUCUUUCAAUGCCCCUAUGUGCAGGACAGCCGUAAGCGAGCUCCAUCUGGAUCGAUUCUCGCAGAAGAAUAUUCCAUCGAAUAAUGGUCGGCAGGUUAAGUGUCUCAGUGCGGCAAACAUCGAACAGAGCUACGCAGAUCAACGCUCGGCAGAGAAGUAUGGGACUUUGAGAAGGACUUCGAGACUGUAUGAGGAUCCGAAAUACCUGGCGUUCGCAUCAAGAGCCAAGCCGGUCCAACCGCCCGUCGUCCCGUCGAUCCGUAAAGAUAUAUACGGGACGUAUCGCGCCGCGAAAAAAUACACCGCUCCUAAGAUUCCGAUUGAGCUUGAGCAAGAGCCGAUAUACGCAGAGCCAAUUGAACACGUAGCGAAACCGCCACAGCAAAGCAAUAAUAUGGACAGCGAGAGGAAGUCCGCGCAAACCGAAAACAUCUAUCAGGAAAUUCGUGGAUCGUCUACUCUCUCGCGGAAAGAACGCCAAUUGGCCGAAUUGGCACUUGAGCUCGAGAAAGCCCGAUAUAAUUCAGUGCCAAACAGACGCUCCGCGCCCGUACUGUCGGAGUACGCCGGGCAGUGGGAUCCUGUUUCGCGCCAGUUCCAGAAACCAUUGCCACCGGGCGCCCCGGGUGGAGUUCCCAGGAAGACGCGACAAGCCCCGGCGAUCCCAAGAGCUGCGAGUACCGGAGGGGGAUCGAUAUCAAGGGCUGGUCUCUUCAAUCUGAAGAAGCUUCUGAAACGAGGGAACAGCAAUAAGGAUGACGACUCCAAGACCUGGAAAGCAGAACUUCAGAUCAGCCAACCCAGGCCUAUCCACCGCCCCGAAAUCCUCCACCCGUCCGAUUUGGAGCGUCUAGGGGAAUCUGUCAUCUAUCAGAAACCCAGAAUGAACACGACCAAAGUCGAAAGAUUCGGAUCCAUUCUCCACGGCACUUCUGAAGCCCAGUUCCAGCCGUUGAUGAACGUGGAAACUGCUCCUCCGCCACCGCCGAUGAGACAGCGAGUCGUUCGUGACAGCGAAUCUGAGCUCUCGAGAUCCGCUUCGGAUGUCGUCCGCCAGCAACCGAAGGUCCCCAAGCGGAGGCUCCGCCUCGAUUACGCCAACAUGGAAUUUCACAGCCGAGUUCGCUUCGCCGAAGACCUUGUGAAGGUUUUUGAGAGUCUCCACUUUGACUCGGAUGACAGUUAUGAUGAUUUCGACGACUUCGAUGACGAUUUCGACGACAUAGAAGUCGAGAGCACAGAAAGCACUGAUUUUGAGACUGGGGGGAAAUCCGAUGAGAAAGAUUCGACGACUUCAGCCUUGCAGCCUCUAGCGUCCAAUCUGUGGUCGAGUCCAGCGAAGCUCCUCGAGUCUCUGCAGGAGAUCAAUCACCAGGAGCUUGUCGGACUCUUGAAUCAUGUCUCAACAUGCAGCCACGGGCUACCUGUCCCCGAGAAUAAUGGUUCAAAUCAAGGAUCCGGCACCUUGACGUCAGCGUCUUGCAACGGCGGUAUCUCCUGGGCCGAUCUUAGGAUCACUUCGGAGAAAGUCCCCAAGGGCGAAGACCUGCAUAUCUGCAAGGCGGUCUAUAACUCAACGAAUGCUAAAUUAACACUUCUUUUCACGCCCCCGAAAUCCCUUCCACUGGCGAACUUCUUGCUUGAGCGGACGGUCGUGGCUUCGAAUGGGCUCCAAUCAGGUCAGACGGUCCUCAUCUUACCCCAGUCUCAGGUCCGCACACUACAAGAAUUUUCUUCGCACUGUGACGAACGCAGCGCUCUGUACAUAAUGCUACAACUCUGCCGAGAUCUUCAGAGUCUUCAAUCUCAAGGCGUGGCGAGCCUCAUCCCCUCGGAACAGCAGGUUCUCGUAGCCUCGUGGGAUCAACUCGCAUACCUUCUCUUGAUGUACAAGAAGUCUCCGAAGAAUUCCACAGCUUCACACUUCAUUGCAUUCCACAGAUUCGCGUUGUCAAUCCUUUCCGAACUCCAAGCCCCCGAGAAGCAGAACCCUAUCCUUAAUUUAAUCACGGACCUUCUGAAACGGAACGACUUCGAUAUGUGCAAGCGAGUCAUCGAAUUUGAGUUGUGGCAAGCGCCGAGAGAUCCUAUGGCAAACGCCGUUCCCGGGGAGAACGUGCGCGAUGCCCUCAACAGGUGGUUGGCACUGCAGAAAGCUCUCACCGUGCAGAAGAACUGUUCAAGUCAAAUGCGGCACUCGCCGAGCGGUCACAAGCAAAUCCUACCGUGCAGUGUAUUCCUCGAGUACCAGCUGCAAUUCUUGGCGAACGCAACGGCUGACAGCCUUGCAGCUACCUUAGACGUCAUCAAGCAUCUUCCCGAAAUGCCAACGCUGGCAACUGAAUUCAGCGACCCGGCGGACAACGAAGAGCUAUACGCCGACUACCGUUAUUGCUGA